Messenger RNA from Tupaia belangeri chinensis (Chinese tree shrew), 1467 nucleotides. RefSeq names its product hippocalcin like 1 (gene HPCAL1). Lineage: Eukaryota; Metazoa; Chordata; Mammalia; Scandentia; Tupaiidae. The record is from RefSeq and is a predicted model, not a curated record. The transcript is spliced from 5 exons. Gene Ontology annotation, molecular function: calcium ion binding. The coding region runs from base 135 to 716 and encodes 193 amino acids.
UCUGAGGCCUGUGGAGGAUGGGCAUGGUCUAGUGGGCUGGUGGGAGACCAGGCACCCGCUCCGGAGGUCCGGACUCCUGCUCCAUCCCGACCUCCGCUUGGCCUCAGGUGCACUCGCCACCACUGCCGACCGCCAUGGGCAAGCAGAACAGCAAGCUGCGGCCCGAGGUGCUGCAGGACCUGCGGGAGAACACGGAGUUCACUGACCACGAGCUGCAGGAGUGGUACAAGGGCUUCCUCAAGGACUGCCCCACCGGCCACCUGACCGUGGACGAGUUCAAGAAGAUCUACGCCAACUUCUUCCCCUACGGCGACGCCUCCAAGUUCGCCGAGCACGUCUUCCGCACCUUCGACACCAACGGCGACGGCACCAUCGACUUCCGGGAGUUCAUCAUCGCGCUGAGCGUGACCUCGCGGGGCAAGCUGGAGCAGAAGCUCAAGUGGGCCUUCAGCAUGUACGACCUGGACGGCAACGGCUACAUCAGCCGCAGCGAGAUGCUGGAGAUCGUGCAGGCUAUCUACAAAAUGGUGUCCUCCGUGAUGAAGAUGCCCGAGGACGAGUCCACUCCGGAGAAACGGACGGACAAGAUCUUCAGGCAGAUGGACACGAACAAUGACGGUAAACUGUCCCUGGAGGAGUUCAUCAAAGGUGCCAAGAGCGACCCCUCCAUCGUCCGGCUGCUGCAGUGCGACCCCAGCAGCGCCAGCCAGUUCUGAGAUCACGGGCCUCUGGACAGUUGCAGAGAAACACAGGCGUGGCGCGCCGUCUAAGCUUUGCUUGCGAAAGUGGAUGCUCUGCAGUCAUUCCUGCCCUGCUGCGACCGGGCCCAGGAGACGCGUCACACCUGCCCGGCCGGCGGCUGCACUUCCCUCAGCCCGAUCAGUGCGAUGUUCCUCCCCCCUCCCUGCCCGGUCCCUUCCAGGGCCACCCCCAGGGACGUGAUUCCACUUAGGAUUCAAGUGUUCUGGGCCCAGGGCACCUCCCCACCCACAGGGAGCCCAGGGGACAAACCGAGGUUACCAGGCAGGGCUUUCCAGCUAAUUUACUGAGUGAUCCCAGGUGACGCUGAGAAAGGUGGGGACGAGGACGGAGGGAGAGUAGGCAGGCAAGCCCUUCCCGAGCAUGGCUUCCCCCCUCCACUUCUCUGACCAAAGCCGCUUGCACGUACACCCCGUGUCCCCGUUCUUUUACUAUAUAAAUUAUACGUAUGGUGAAGUGACACGUAACGUGUAGGUCCCGUAUUUAACGCCUCUGAUUGCCUUUGAAGCGUGGUCCCCGUGGCCUGUGAUCCCUCCGAGCCUGGUGGUUUUGUGGUCUCUAUGCGCCUCGAUAUGCCCGUUCCCAAAGGACAUGCAUGCGUGCCCAGGGCCGCGGAGCCCCCGCGUCCGUGUAGCCACCCCGGCGUCCGUGCGCGGUCUGUCCUGUUGAUUGGUCUGCCAUUUCCGGUAUUAAAAUGAUCAAAUAAAA